This is a messenger RNA of Salvia splendens (bonfire salvia), 894 nucleotides long. RefSeq names its product dehydration-responsive element-binding protein 1E. Bases 53 to 595 code for a protein of 180 amino acids. The record is from RefSeq and is a predicted model, not a curated record. The transcript has a single exon. Lineage: Eukaryota; Viridiplantae; Streptophyta; Magnoliopsida; Lamiales; Lamiaceae. Gene Ontology annotation, molecular function: DNA-binding transcription factor activity; DNA binding. Gene Ontology annotation, biological process: regulation of DNA-templated transcription.
CACAAAUUAAAUAGCAAAUCCAUCAUUAAUUAAUUAAUCACAACUCACAAGAAUGCAAGAGACGCGUCCAGAUGAGGAGGAGGUGAUCAUCCUUGCCGCCAGCCACCCCAAGCGACGCGCCGGCAGGAAGAAAUUCAAGGAGACGCGCCACCCGGUGUACCGCGGCGUUCGCCUCAGGAACUCCAACAAGUGGGUAUGCGAGCUGCGGGAGCCUCGCCACCAGAAGCGGGUCUGGCUCGGGACUUACCCCACGCCGGAGAUGGCCGCCAGAGCCCAUGACCUAGCCGCAUUAGCCCUCAGGGGCUCCGCCGCCUGCCUCAACUUCGCCGAUUCCCUCUGGCGCCUCCAUGUCCCCCUGUCCAAGGACGCCAAGGACCUCCGGAAGGCAGCCGCCGCCGCCGCUGAGGCGUUCCGGCCGCAGGAGAAUUUUGUGGAGAAGGACGAGACGGAGUUCUUGGGGAUAUUCGAGCUGUCAGGCGUGGCGGGGCUGGCGGAGGCGGUUCUAAUGUCGCCGCCGCCGUUGUUGGGGUGGCGAUUCAGCUGGGAUGAGGUGGAGAUAGAUGCUCAGGUGGACUUGGAGUUAUGGAGUUAUUAAAUUAGUAAUUACGAGUAUAUGGGUUUUAGUUUUGAGUUAAUAAUCCAUUUGUUUAUAUUUAGUGUGGCAACUAAUUAUAAAUGGCCAUUUCGGUGUUUUUUUGUUAGAAUAUGUUAGAAUAUACGAGCAAAUAAAUUAAGAGGAUAUCAUGAGAUUUAUUUCCAUAUAGAGUGUGUAUAUUUUUAGGUGUAUAUUAUGUAUUUCUUGCUCCCUACUUCAUCCCCCUCUAUAAAGGGUGAUCAUUGUAAACGUUAUAAUUCAUUCAAUACAAUUGAUACAUUCUUUCCAAUACAAUUAAA